AUGCUUUUGUUUCAGAUGGUAGCUAAACCACUUAUCACCGAGCUUGUUGCUCUUACAGAGAAGAAGAUGGACAUGACACUAGAUGACAUAAUCAAAAUGUCUAAAAACCCUAAAUUUACAACAAAGCAAACUAGGGUUUCGUUAUUGUUUUGCUUGAUUGAUUCAUAUUCAUGUCUAUGCAGAACAAGAGCAAAAAAUUUACAAACAGUUUUGCACAAGAUAGAUCUUUUAAGGCGAGCCGGUACAUGGAGUAGAGAUCUUCUCUUAGACAAGGAGUUCUUGCAAAAAGAAGGUCAAAUUUCCAGGGAAACCAAUUUCCCCUUGCAACUGAGGUUGCGCGUAGGGUUGUUGCUGCUCCUCUGCACUAUGGAGGUGCUAACCGAAAUAAGAUGGCUAACUGGAAUAAAUCAAGGUAUUAUGUUUUUCUUUGAUUGCUAUGUGCACACAUGUUAUGCAUCAGAACAUGAGAGAAAUUUGAGGCUGAAUAUGUUAACUUUGAGUGACGUGGUUGAGAGUUAUGGCUAA
Vicia faba (fava bean) is the source of this 525-nucleotide messenger RNA. NCBI's taxonomy places the organism in Eukaryota, Viridiplantae, Streptophyta, Magnoliopsida, Fabales, Fabaceae. The record is from the annotation of a GenBank genome assembly.